This is a messenger RNA of Colletotrichum destructivum, 1170 nucleotides long. RefSeq lists its product as uncharacterized. The record is from RefSeq and is a predicted model, not a curated record. The transcript has a single exon. Bases 1 to 1170 code for a protein of 389 amino acids. Lineage: Eukaryota; Fungi; Ascomycota; Sordariomycetes; Glomerellales; Glomerellaceae.
AUGGACGACGAUCCUAUGGAUGUAGACUCACCAGUCUCUCCGGCUCAAGCUGAGCAGCCAAUGCAGACGGCCGCACCUAUCCCGCCAAUGUCUUUGGCGAUUUUGCGCUGCAACCCUCAGCCGAACAUACCCUACAUCCCUUUGGGUAAUCUGCGCCGCGACCCCUUGCCGAACAUUCCCUACGCAAAGACGAAGAAACCUAAAGACCAAUCGAAGAAAAUCCACGAUGCUAUCAAAUCUGCUCACUCUGUUUUGUCGCCCAUCUACUUCAUCGCCGCUGAGCCAACGCGCUGGACCAGUCAAUGCGACGACUUCAUCCGCAACAAGUCAUUUGACGGUCUACAAGGUCGACCUUUACUUCACUAUCCCAGUCUCACAUUUCUCCACAAUGAGGCAGAUGUCGGCCGCGCUAUUGAAUCAUUUAUCCAUUGCCCAAUUGCUUUGACCCUAGCACAUGGACAUGAACCGGGUACCUUCAGCAUACAAUCCUGCGCUCAGUCGUACCACCAUGUCAGCCUGGAAGCCGACAAACUUCCUGGAGAGCCUGAUUCGUUGACGCUCUAUCCAGACUGGCAGGCUACCAUCGAGGCCAUUCUUCCCGAUGGAACAAUGAACAGAGCGACCGUGAUCGUGGAAUACAAGGACACGGGUGUAUGCCCCGUUGAAUGGCUGAAGAUGGGCAUCAAGAAAUCGGAACAAGAUAUGAAGGCGGAAGAGGAGGCAUUGCAACUCUUGAAAAAGAAGAAGCAGAGUCUGAUGGAAGAGCUUGUCAUGGACAACCCGUCAUCGCCUCUCGCAACCAGUGCUGAACAGUUGUUCAGCGGCAUCUCAGACACCGACUUAUGCCGACAAGCAACGGAGCCACAGCCCAACAGCAUGGGAACGACACUGGGACUUGGUUUACUCAGUGGCUUCCAAAUGGAUGUCAAAGAGGUCAAUGCCCAACUCACGGCAUACAUCCUGAUGUGCCAAACGCCUUGGGUCAUUCUUACAGACUUCAUCACCGCAACCAUCUUCCACUACCAUCAGUUGGAGAGACAGCCUACGCCAAAGGAACAACUAAGAAUGGGUCCUGGAAAAGAAGUCACCGUUCUUGUCAUCGAAGACCAGAGCGAAAUCAUUCCCAACAUCCUUGGAGUGUUUUGUGAAGCUGAGAGGACCGCAUGGUAA